UGAAGUUCCUAGCUAUCUCUAGCCAUCUAAUCUCAUUGUGCUGGAGUCCCAAUGAAGGUAAGCGGGGCCGCGGUGGCGUUUUGUGUUUACCUGAGGCACCUGUCUCACUGCCUGGUGUUGUGAGCACACACAUUCACGCCUGCCCUCGGCCGAGAGAGGACAAAACCGACUGCUACAAGGAUGAAGAGGCUCCUGAUCCUCUCCCUGCUCCUCUGGGUGUGUGUGGUCUUCUAUGUGGGCAUCUACCUGUUUGUGGGGGGUUUCCUGCUGGUGAGGCUGGAGGUGAACAGGACCAGCACCUGCGGGGAUGUGCUGCACCCCGGAGAGGAGCAGGGCGACUUCUGCCAUGUUAAACCCCGCUUUCGCAGGGCCGUCCUUCUCAUCAUUGACGCCCUGAAGAUUGACUUUGCCCGUUUUGACCCCACCAACGCAACACCGCGACAUUAUGAGAACAAGCUGCCCGUGCUGGAGGAAACGGCCUCGUCCAGGCCGUCGCACAGCCGCCUGUACCCCUUCCGUGCCGACCCGCCUACCACCACCAUGCAGAGGAUCAAGGGCUUCACCACCGGCUCCCUGCCCACCUUUAUUGACGUUGGUAACAACUUUGCCUCCAGUGCCAUCUUGGAGGACAACCUCAUUCACCAGCUGGGGCAAAUAGGCAAACGGGUGGUGUUCAUGGGUGAUGAUACUUGGGAAAGUCUUUUCCCCAAGAAGUUCUACCGCUCGCUGCCCUUCCCCUCUUUCAACGUCAAAGAUCUGCACACUGUGGAUGAUGGGAUCCUCCAGCACCUCUACCCAACCAUGGUGAGUGAUGACUGGGACGUCCUGGUGGCUCAUUUCCUUGGAGUGGAUCACUGUGGCCACAGGUUUGGACCGGACCACCCAGCCAUGGCCGACAAGCUCACCCAGAUGGACGGGGUCAUCAGAUCUGUGAUCGAGCGUUUGGAGAACGAUACGCUCUUGGUGGUGAUGGGAGACCACGGGAUGACAGACACUGGAGAUCAUGGUGGAGAAAGUCAGAAGGAGACGGAUGCUGCUAUCUUCCUGUACAGCCCCUCCCCGCUCUUUCCCAAGCUCCCAUUCCAGAGUGAGCCUGACGUGGUCCCGCAGACAGACCUGGUGCCGACACUGGCUCUGUUGCUGGGAGUUCCCAUCCCAUACAGCAGUGUGGGCCAGGUCCUCCUGCCCCUGUUCCCUCCUCAUGGCCAGACAGAGGGUGCAGUUGGAGGACUCAGCCAGCUGGAGGCGCUGUGGAUUAAUGCCAAACAGGUCAAUCGUUUCCUCAAGACUUACUCCGGUAUGGCCAAAGACAUCCCAGCAGAGAGCCUGUCUAAGCUGCAAGAUGUAUUCUCCCGUGUCUCCUCUGACUACCUCAGCACUGUUGGAAAGGGUCAAACACCCUCUCCAGAGUUGGCUGCCUCCCUGCAGGCCUAUCUCACCUCUGUCAGAGACACCUGCCGAGCUACAUGGGCCCGCUUCAGCCCACUGAAGAUGGCGGCAGGGUUAGCCAUCUUGGCGUUUGCCUGCCUGCUAUGUUUCAUCCUCUCUGAGCUGUCGUGCGUGCUGAUCAGGGAGAACGUGCUGAGGGCUCCAGUUGUGGCAGCACUCUCUGUUGGGGUUUGUGUGGCUGCAGGCCAGCUUUUCACCCAAGGCUACAUUGAGGUAGCAUGGUGCCUGGCAGCUGCAGCCCUCAGCUCUGAACUGCUCUUCCUCUGGAGGGCUCAUCGAGUUAGGACAUCUGUCGUGGCUGGGAAUGGAUCUAAAGCUCCAAAGCGGGCGAAUUGGUUGACUCUGCGCCAUCUCCUUGUCCCUCCCCUCUUGGUGUCACUCCUCCGCUGUGCCUCCCUGCUCUCAGAUAGCUAUGUGAUAGCUGAGGGCCGCGUAGUCACCUUUCUGGUGUUCUCUCUGAGUUUAUAUAUUCCUAUCCAUCUCAACUGGGACGGCCUGCUACUGCCACCUAGCCAUGACCCGCUGAAACCUGCGGGGCUGCUCCCUUCCCCAGCCCUGUCCCCCUCAGCGGUGAGGAAGGAAAGUAGCACCCUUGUAGCCUGCUUGGGACUUCUGGUGGGCAGCCUCUACCUCUCUCUCUCCUUCCAUGGCUGCCGAGAAGAGCAGGGUACCUGCCAGCCAUCCCCCUUCCUCUCACCCCUCUCCCGGUUACAGGACAACAAGUUGAAGAACCUCCACUAUGUUCUCUCUCUGGCCUCCCUGGGCCUGUGGACCUACCUGCUGAGGCGCUGGCUCCGCCACUAUGGUAACCUCAACUCCUCAGGUGGGACAGUGUUCACAGCCCGCGUGAUUUUACCACUGCUGUCUGUCUGCCUGGGGCUCCACUGGGCAGUUAGUGCCACUCCAGAGGACAGCUUUAGGAAUCUGGCAGACCUGAUCAGCCUGGCUCAGCUGGCCCUCCCCAGGGCUGCCUUCUGUCUUCUGGGUCUGGGGCUCCUCCUGAUCUGGCUAGACCCCCUCACUGUGUUUGUGAAGACCAGGACUGUGGCUCCAGCCAGGGGUUCAUCUCUACCUCCGCCCCGCUACCGAGCAAGCACUGGCAUCAGCCCCCAAGCAGAGCUGCACCACCUCAUUCCCCAGAUCUACCAGCGAAUGCGUCGCUCCUUGGAGGAUGGCGAGCUGAGUGGGGGAGCCGAGUUGGACAGCAGGCCCGCUGUGGAGGCCUACGGACUGGGAACUGUCUACUCUGCCCCCCUGCUGCUGUUCUGCGGCCUGCUGGGAAUAGGUCUGCUGCUGUUGCACCCAGAGGGCAUGGCGCUGUCGUUCCUCCUGCUGCUACUACAAACAGGAGCCUUGUUGCACAUUCACGCCUCCUCCACUGCCCUCAACAGCCUGCACGGCGCGCACUCUGGUGGGUUUGAUGUACCCUGGACUCCAGUGGUGUUGUGGUCCCUGGCUGCCACCCAGUUCUUUCACGCCACAGGUCACCUGCCCACCUUCCCCUCCAUCCAGUGGAACGCCGCCUUUGUGGGCUUCCCUGGCGGACACACAGGCACCAUACUGCCCGCCUCACUGGUCACCCUCAACACCUUCGCCUCACACAUCCUGUUUGCAGCGGGCUGUCCGUUGCUCCUUUUCUGGCCGCUGGUGUGCGAGGUGCGUGGGAGCAGGGGAGUGAGAGCAGUCGGGGAAGAUGGAGAGGAUGCUGUGAUGGAGAUGAGACUGAGAGAAAAUCCCCAGCAAUUUAGCUCAGCUCUCCUCCAGCUCUCAACACGCUACCUCUUUAUCCUCGGAGCACAGGUCUUUGCAUCAGUCUGUGCAGCUGCUAUCCUCAGGAGACACCUAAUGGUGUGGAAGGUUUUCGCACCCAAGUUAAUGUUCGAGGCCUCAGGGUUCCUGGUGAGCUGUGUGUUUCUGCUGAUUGGUGUCACUUUAGUGUCGAGAGUAGACAUGGCUGUAGGCCGCUGGUUUAAGAGACUCCUGCCUGACGAAUCGAGGUAGCGACAGUGCUGCUGCUUGACCACCGAAGCCCAUCAGAGCCCACUGUGCCACAUGGGGGAAAUGGACAUGGUGGUCGUUGGGAUGUUUUCAUAAAGACUCUUCACAAAAAAAUUGCCAUUAGUGUCUAUCAUAGGAUCCACAGAAACAUGUCAUAUGAGGUUGCCUCUUAACUCUCUUGAGGGCUAUAUUGUACACUACUGACACUGAGGCCUGCCUCCUUCUCUGCCAGAGGGACAACAGCACAGCAAAUUGUGAAUUGACCAAACUCUGAGCCUCUGGACUCGGUACAUAUUGAAAGCAUUGAAUGGUUUUUUUUAUACAGUGUUUUAGGUGAUAAGCUUGUGAACUUCCUCACAAAACAGAUAGGGUUUAUGGCCUCUGGGCCCUGUUGUGGUAUCUGGUCAUUUUGAGAGAACAGGGCCAACAGGAAAUUGCUGAAUGUUUUCCUAAUGCUCAGUUUCAAACAAUGGAUGAAAACAUCAGAGCCUGGCGAGCCAGACAAUCUUAUGAGUUAUUCACAGCAACACAGUCAAAGCUGCAUUAAGUACAUAU
Molecule: messenger RNA, 4002 nt
Organism: Myripristis murdjan (pinecone soldierfish)
Lineage: Eukaryota; Metazoa; Chordata; Actinopteri; Holocentriformes; Holocentridae
Gene: pigo
Product: phosphatidylinositol glycan anchor biosynthesis, class O
Exons: 11
Coding region: 181-3450 (1089 amino acids)
Biological process (GO): GPI anchor biosynthetic process
Cellular component (GO): endoplasmic reticulum membrane
Molecular function (GO): mannose-ethanolamine phosphotransferase activity
Source: RefSeq, a predicted model, not a curated record